CUCCACGGGCUUUGGAUGCAAAGGGCUGGGCGGGCAGGGAGGAGAGAGAAUUCCAGCCUGUCAGUUAUUUUCCUUUUCCCUGUCCACAGUAAUCAGGACGAUUACCAACUGGUUCGGAAGCUCGGCCGGGGAAAAUACAGUGAAGUCUUUGAGGCCAUAAACAUUACCAACAACGAGAGAGUGGUGGUGAAAAUCCUCAAGCCAGUGAAGAAAAAGAAGAUAAAACGAGAGGUUAAGAUUCUGGAGAACCUGCGAGGUGGCACCAACAUCAUUAAGCUGAUUGAUACGGUCAAGGAUCCAGUGUCAAAGACUCCAGCUUUGGUGUUUGAGUACAUCAAUAAUACAGAUUUUAAGCAACUGUACCAGAUCCUGACCGACUUCGAUAUCCGGUUUUACAUGUACGAGCUGCUCAAGGCCCUGGAUUACUGUCACAGCAUGGGGAUCAUGCACAGGGAUGUCAAGCCCCACAACGUCAUGAUAGACCACCAACAGAAAAAGUUGCGGCUCAUAGACUGGGGCUUGGCGGAGUUCUACCAUCCCGCUCAGGAGUACAACGUCCGCGUGGCCUCCAGGUACUUCAAAGGACCAGAGCUCCUGGUGGACUACCAAAUGUACGACUAUAGCUUGGACAUGUGGAGUUUAGGCUGCAUGCUGGCUAGCAUGAUCUUCCGAAAGGAGCCCUUCUUCCAUGGCCAGGACAACUAUGACCAGCUGGUGCGCAUUGCGAAGGUGCUGGGCACAGAUGAACUGUACGGGUAUCUGAAGAAGUACCACAUAGAACUGGACCCGCACUUCAACGACAUCCUGGGGCAGCAUUCACGAAAACGCUGGGAGAACUUCAUCCAUAGCGAGAACAGACACCUGGUCAGCCCAGAAGUCUUGGAUCUUCUGGACAAACUUCUGCGAUACGACCAUCAACAGAGACUGACUGCCAAAGAGGCUAUGGAGCACCCGUAUUUCUAUCCCGUGGUGAAGGAGCAGUCCCAACCCAGCUCAGAAAACGCUGUGCUCUCCAGUGGCCUCACAGCAGCACGAUGAAGACUGGAAAACAACGGGUCCGCUGCUGUUCCUCCCAAUUUUCCAUAAGCAGAACAAGAACCAAAUCCAACGUCUUAUCAGCGUGUGUACAGAGCUGGCGGUCGGACGGCGUUGCGGGGGCAGGCGAAGAGGCCCGGGACCACGCCGGCUCCGGGGCACCCACCAGUUUAUAAACACAAAUCUUACUUCUGAAUGUAAAUGGCUCCUCUGCCUUUGACUUCCCGUUGACCUCUUCCUGACCCAGAAAGCAUGGAAAAUGUGAAGGGUAUGCAAAACGGUUGUUGGCUAGUGUUGCCCUCCCGCCCCCAUGCUGACCUUUGCCCCCUCUGAACCCCGGCGCAACGUAUUAACUAGCUGGCUCCAGCCCUGACCCGGCAGGGAGGGGGCAGCGGGGGGAAAUCCGGCAUGAUGGACAGUUCUAUAUUAUAAUGAAAGGAAUUCUAUAUUAUUGAAUAAAAGUUUUAAAAGAAA
Messenger RNA from Pelodiscus sinensis (Chinese soft-shelled turtle), 1509 nucleotides. The record is from RefSeq and is a predicted model, not a curated record. NCBI's taxonomy places the organism in Eukaryota, Metazoa, Chordata, Testudines, Trionychidae.